CUCUUAUUUAAAGUUAAAAAAGCCUUGCUUCAAUUUUCAUCAGUAAAUACAGUAGUAGACUUUAUAGUAGCAGGCUAUGGAAAAUACUAUUUUUUAGUUGUUUAGUUGUUUACAUAUAAAGCGCACAACCACGUCUUGUACACCUGCACACACUUACCUUCAUCAUGUCUCGUUUAAUUACACUUCUAGCUCUAGCUGUUCUCUGUAUAUCUAGCGUUUUGGCUGGAUCUAUCGUCUUGACUGACGAAAACUUUGAAAAAAAAACGCAGGCAUCUACUGGUGCAACCACUGGCGAUUGGUUCGUCAAGUUUUAUGCGCCAUGGUGUGGGCACUGUAAGAAAAUGGCACCGGAUUGGGAGACUAUGGCGGACCAACUUGCCGGAAAUAUCAAUAUUGCCAGUGUGGACUGCGUCGGCGAAGGCAUAGAUACGUGCAAAAGAUUUGGCGUCACCGGCUUCCCCAACUUGAAGAUGCUCGCUGCAGGCCAAGCUUACGAGUACACCAACAAACGUGAGAUUGCGGAGAUGACAGCAUUUGCCACGGGUGGUUACAAGGAGGGAGAGGGCUCGCCUGUGCCUACCGAACCAUCGGUCUUCGACAAAAUCAUGGAGCCUGUUACGCAAAUUCCCGUGAAUGUCAAUAACUUUUGGAAAGCCUCUCCUGCCGCUUGGAUGUUCAUUUUUGGCAUAGGUUGGGUAUUCGGAGCUAUCACUGUUUAUUGCCUGAUGCCAAAGUCCGGCAAGCGUUCGCCACCAAAGGGUUUACAGAACAGGGCUUCAAAUAACAAGAAGCAGAGUUAAUAUCUAUGUGGACUGCCCGCGUCUCAACGCGAGGUUAAUUUUGACAGGGUUGGCUUAUUUGAUGUGGUCUCUCUGCGAAUUGCAACUCUAGUGUAAUGGUUGGUGGCUGGUGCUAUUGAACAGUAGAUAUAUACCCUGUCUCCUGGGAGUCCAGAGGCACUGUUCAGGAACAGAGAGCAGCUAUAGGGAUGCUAUGGUACAGCACGCACUUGUGCUCGACGAAUUAGGCAGUGGGAACCGGGCUCCUACUAACUGUAGCAUGCCUUUCGGUAAAGACUUCGAUAAAAGUGGUCACUGUAAUAAGCAUUAUAUCAUUGUAUACAGUCUGGAAUUAUCACACUUCGUGCUUUAAACUGAAAAAUAUCCUGGUAUACCGGUGGUGUUUAAAAAUCUUCGAAUUGAAAUGCAAUUAUCUCGUGCACUGCAGCACCCUUUAUCGUUGUUCUAUCAGUUGACAACUUUUACCCGAUUUAUAUACAUAUAUUGGUCAUAUAAGGCCUAAGAGCACUCGUUGCUCUACUAGAUUACCAUGCAUAUGCCACCAUUGCAAAACAAAUAAAUGAAAAAGCAGGUGUUGUGAAAACUUGUCUGAUACAUAUGUUAAAAGAAUAAACUACGCUAUAGGGUGAUGGCGUGUUGACGACAGC
Molecule: messenger RNA, 1447 nt
Organism: Sphaeroforma arctica JP610
Lineage: Eukaryota; Ichthyosporea; Ichthyophonida
Exons: 6
Coding region: 165-800 (211 amino acids)
Biological process (GO): protein folding
Cellular component (GO): endoplasmic reticulum
Molecular function (GO): protein disulfide isomerase activity
Source: RefSeq, a predicted model, not a curated record